Molecule: messenger RNA, 428 nt
Organism: Funneliformis caledonium
Lineage: Eukaryota; Fungi; Glomeromycota; Glomeromycetes; Glomerales; Glomeraceae
Source: the annotation of a GenBank genome assembly
GAUAUGAAAAAAAUGUCGUAGAUGGGAUUACCAAGAUACCAAUCGUAUCUUUGUGGUACUUGGAUAAUACCCCUUCAAGCUCACGCACAACAUCAAUCUCUAAAACAGACUUCCCUUCUAGAUCCACCCCACCGUCUCCCGGUUUGUGUCUAAAUUGUGAAAUAAACAAUGAGUAUUUGCAUCAUCAUCGUCAAGAACUAAAGAAGAACGUUCGCAGUUGUUUAGCUGCGGCCACGAUGUGCUUUCGAUUCAAUAGUUCAAUGUAUCUUAUUCACCACGAGCCCCCGGCGCAAGGCCUUAUUAUUCACUUAAGAAGUUCAGGGAUUUUAUACCCAAGGCGUCGCUUAUACAGUAGCUUUUCGGACACGGGAAUGAACGUUCAUAGCAGGCCGUCCACCUUACGUCAGGUCUGGUUACCCAACUGGUAA